Molecule: messenger RNA, 1205 nt
Organism: Silurus meridionalis
Lineage: Eukaryota; Metazoa; Chordata; Actinopteri; Siluriformes; Siluridae
Exons: 5
Coding region: 110-1087 (325 amino acids)
Source: RefSeq, a predicted model, not a curated record
GGAGCCACGAUUCUUGAAUUCAGUUGAAUUCUAUACUUCAUAAAGAAAAGCAGAAACAUUUCCAGCAAUUCUCAUUUCAGAUUUUCUUCAGUAGAGAAUAAUUGUAAGAAUGGUGUUUCAUCUGUUCGUCCUUUUGAGUUUCUUCCUCAGCAGUAGCCACGGACACACUGAAUUCAUUUAUACAGUGAAGGAAGUGCAGUUGAUUUGCAGCACUAAUAAAUGGGAAAUAAGCACAGAGUCUGACAACAAAAUUGAUGUGAGUUGUACAGUGGAAUGUGUUCAUCAUGAAUCACACGUGAUAAACCUGAAUAAUAUCCAGAAAUCCUGCACAAAGUCAUAUUCAGACAAAGUUGGUGAAAACUGUCCUCUAAAAGCAAGAAGUGGAUUUUUUCGAUGUGUUUCUGCUCUGGAUUCUGGUUUCUUGUAUCCAUUCAAACCGUCUCCCAACACUGUUACAUCAUACGUAGUCGCUCACGCAAAUGAAGAAAUGACGACCAAAUCUGAGGAAAGAUCUUCAGUCGAGCUAACUGAAGGGGGAGAUGUUCUGUUAAACUGCAGUUUUCACUUUACAGCAGGAUAUGACCACCAGGGAUUUACUGUGUACUGGAUUAAGACCAUUGAAUGGAGCAGCAGCUGUGUGUAUUCUUAUGAAUUGGGCACGUAUGGUUUGACGUACAAUCACCACUGCAAUGUGCAAGAAGAUCUGCUUCACAGGCUCUCAAACCAAACUGAUAGCAAAACCAGCCAUAACAUCAGGAUCAGAAAUGUAACAGAGUCAGAUGCUGGACAAUAUCUCUGUGUCUUACACGUGCACAGACAUUACAAUAAAACAAAAGGCAACUGGAAGAUCAUAAAUAAUAUUACAGUCAGUGUAGAUAAAGACAAAGAACCUGAAAUAUCAAGAAACAACAGUGAUGAUAUCGAGUCUCUCAUCCGCUUAUGUGUUACACUGCCAAUAAUCCUGGUUGUUCCGAUGGCUGUUAUGGGGGUUUAUUUCUGUAGAAAGACUGAAACUUCACCAGAUUUUCUUUCUGACCUUGUGAUCCAGUUCAUCUCAGAUCAGUUCAGUAGGAUUGAGGUACGGUGACUGGGCAGGUCAUUUCAUAACAGAUAAACAUUCCAGACGUCUGUUUGCUCUCUAAAUAACUCUUACAGAACUCGGAUGUAUUCGUUGCUUCUGCUCUUCAUCUUGUUGUAGACACUGA